AUGAGGCGGACGAGAGCACAGAGCUUGAGAAGGAGUGCAAGAAUGAUGGAAGAGGGUUUUCAAUCAAAGUUUACUAAUACGGCUAACAAUGUUAUCGAUCUUGAAGAAGAAGAAGUCUUGUACAUUGAAUCAGGGUCAUCAAGCGUCUGUGUAGUUGAAGGAAAGAAUGCUAUGAUGAAUGUAGGGAAGAAACGGGUAUCUGGUGGGGGACGAAAACUAGAAUUACCCAAAAAGACAAACAAUGGAAAAUCAUAUAAGAAUGACACAAGUGAUGAUGAUUUUGUUGAGAGGAAAAAUAUGAUGGAUUCUGGAAAGAAUGAAAAUAAAAUGAAAAGGAAAAGGGUUGACAAGAGUGAUAAGUAUAAAAAGGUUAAGAUGGCGUAUGCAGACAGAGUGAUAUGUGAAGAUGUAAAUUUGCAAAGGUAUAGGCCCUUCAUCACAGAAAUUGAUUCAGAGCACCUAAGAGUUUUAGAAAAAUAUGAAGUAAGCAGGGGUGUAUUUGGAAAUCUAAGUUUAAGAGAAAAUGUGGAUGGUGUGUUUUAUGAUGAGAUGAUGAAUCAAGAUCAUUCAAAAGAUAGAUCAGUUGAGGAGAGUUGUGGAAUUAUUGAAAGUAUGGUAGGAAGGUUGGUUGAGCAUAAAAAGGUUGUAUAG
Messenger RNA from Lactuca virosa, 651 nucleotides. NCBI's taxonomy places the organism in Eukaryota, Viridiplantae, Streptophyta, Magnoliopsida, Asterales, Asteraceae. The record is from the annotation of a GenBank genome assembly.